Messenger RNA from Penicillium salamii, 1839 nucleotides. Lineage: Eukaryota; Fungi; Ascomycota; Eurotiomycetes; Eurotiales; Aspergillaceae. The record is from the annotation of a GenBank genome assembly.
AUGGCUGAUACGCGAGAUUUUGCCUCCGAGGCAGCCGCUGAAAACGAGGCUGCCUCUGGCGAGACAUCCCCGACCAUGAACCGCCAGACAUCCAGUCCCUCCGUACUUCCUCCUCGCGACGCAGGAGGCCUCUCGGCCUCCUCCACACAUCUGGGGCAGAUCAAUGCUGCACGGCGGGGCGCCGGAGCCUCACCACACCCCCAACCAGCGAUGAGCUCCAAAGCGACCGGGGGGUUAAAUCAGGACAUUAUGGCCAAGAUGAAGGCUUUCUCACUUUCCCGACAAGGCGCACCGCUGCCGCAUACUGCGUCGACCGGGCAGAUCCCCACAUCCCAAGUGGCUGGGGCGGGCGGCGCACUCGCUGGCCGACUACCUCCGACCGCGCGUCCCAAUCCCCAGCCUUGGACGUCUUCCCCCACUGUUCCGGCGGCUUCUCCGGGUCCAGCCUCUCCGAGGCCGCCCGGUGGACUAGCGGCGAAGCGCAUGAAGCCGGGCCUCAAGCUCUCGGAUGUCACGGGCCCGCCGACCCCGGCCGCGGGGACAGAUCAAAAGCCAGAAGAGAAAACUGGGGAGUCUGCUUUCAGCAAGUACUCUGAAUUUAUCAACACGCAAGAAGGCACGUUGAAUUUCAAAAACAAGGCGAUUCUACACGGUGGUGGUGUUGAGUUUUCGUCGGGCCACAGCUUCAAGAUCUCCUUGGACGAAGUUGAUCGCCUCGACGAGCUAGGCAAAGGAAAUUAUGGAACCGUUUACAAAGUUCGACACAGCCGCCCGCAUCUCCGCAAGCCAGGACAGGGCUUGGGUGGCAUCGUGAGCCGAACCGCUGAAGAUGGUAGCCCAGAGACUGGGCCCAACCAGCUAUCUGGCGUGGUCAUGGCCAUGAAGGAAAUCCGCUUGGAGCUUGAUGAGGCCAAAUUUGCACAAAUUAUCAUGGAGUUGGACAUUCUACACCGCUGUCUCUCCCCCUUCAUCAUCGAUUUUUACGGCGCAUUCUUCCAAGAGGGUGCGGUAUACAUGUGCGUUGAGUUUAUGGAUGGUGGCUCAAUCGAUAAACUGUACGAGGGCGGUGUUUCUGAGAACAUCCUGCGAAAAGUUACCCUCUCCACUAUCAUGGGAUUGAAGUCAUUGAAGGACGACCACAACAUCAUCCAUCGCGACGUGAAGCCCACGAACAUUCUGGUCAACAGCAAGGGCCAGAUCAAGAUCUGUGACUUCGGUGUCAGUGGAAACCUCGUUUCGAGUAUCGCAAAGACGAACAUCGGCUGCCAGAGUUAUAUGGCACCCGAGAGAAUCGCCGGAGGUGGCAUGCAGCAGUCUGGCGCACCUAGUGCUGGUACAUACAGUGUACAAAGUGACAUUUGGAGUCUGGGAUUGUCUGUUAUUGAAUGCGCCAUGGGCCGAUACCCAUAUCCCCCAGAAACCUUUAACAACAUCUUCAGUCAGCUUCACGCCAUCGUUCAUGGAGACCCUCCCACACUGCCUGCCGAAGGCUACUCCGAGGAAGCCCACGCAUUCGUCCGAGCCUGUCUCGACAAGAACCCGAAAAGUCGACCUUCAUACGACAUGCUUCUUCGACACGCUUGGCUCGCACCCCUCAUGCAGCCCCCGACCGAGUCAGCUGAAGACGCCCCACCGGAAGAUUCCGACUCCGGUGAUGCCGCCUCAUCCACGAUAACAGAGGAUAAAGAAGUCGCCGAGUGGGUGCAAAGACAAAUCAAGCUUAGAGAGGAGGGUACACUCAACAUUUCUAAGAAGCCAGCACUGCAUGCUGUCGCGCUGGACCAGGUUGGCACAAGCCCAUCCGAGGGCGAUGCUGAAGCUCCCUCUCAAGAUGACUGA